ACGUGGCAACGCCGCGCGUCUAUCUCCGUUCUAAGCUGACAAAAAUAGUUUAUUUGUGGUAAACAAACCGAGUGCACACAGUUAGCCAGGGCAGUUUGCACUCGAAAGCAAUCUCCACGCCGGCCCGUGAUUAAUGCAGCAUCCGAGGAGGCAUGACAAAUCCGCACUUUAAACCGACAACUCCGCGGACAGCGUGGCAUUGAAUUACACGGGCUCGCUGCAAAAUAAUCUUGAAAUAGCCACUAUAUAGUGUGUAUGUGUAUAUAGACACAUCCGCGAGCAGCAGAAUGGCAGAUAAUAAGGGGAGCGUUAUCACCAUUAAUGGCGGCGAAUCGGCGAGAAGCUCGCCGCCCUUGCAGCGGAAGUCCUCGACGUCGGAAUCUCCGCCGGAACUGCGAAUCCUUUGCUUUGACCUCACCUACUACAAUCGCACAACUCAGUUCCUGCUCAGCUGCGCCGGCGUCUUCUUCCUGUACAUCCUGUACGGCUAUCUGCAGGAGCUGAUCUUCACCGUCGAAGGAUUCAAACCCUACGGAUGGUUCCUCACGCUCGUCCAGUUUGGCUACUACAUCGGUUUCGGUUUGGUGGAGCGGCGGCUGGAGGGCUAUCGGAUAAGCGGCGGUUCCUUUUGGAACAUUGAGCCGGAGCCACGUUGCAUUCCCAUGAGAACAUACCUAAUUCUGGCUGCUCUUACGCUGGGUACCAUGGGUCUGUCCAACUCAAGUCUCGGCUACCUGAACUAUCCCACCCAGGUGAUUUUCAAGUGCUGCAAGCUCAUUCCCGUGCUGGUGGGCAGCAUCCUCAUACAGGGCAAGCGCUACGGACUGCUGGACUUUACGGCAGCCACCUGCAUGUGCAUCGGAUUGGCCUGGUUCACGCUGGCCGACUCCCAGAUGACGCCCAAUUUCAAUCUGCUUGGCGUGGCCAUGAUUUCGGGAGCGCUGCUCUGCGAUGCCGCCAUUGGAAAUGUCCAGGAGAAGGCAAUGCGGGAAUAUAAGGCGCCCAGCAGUGAGGUGGUGUUCUACUCAUACGGCUUGGGUUUUGUGUACCUAUUUGUGAUUAUGCUGGUUACCGGCAACUUCUUCAGCGGCUUUGCCUUCUGCUUGGAGCAUCCCGUUGAGACCUUCGGCUAUGGGUUCCUGUUUAGUCUGUCCGGCUAUCUGGGCAUUCAGUUUGUGCUGGCUCUGGUGAGGAGUAGUGGUGCCCCCAUAGCUGCCACAGUGACCACCGCCCGCAAGGCUGUGACCAUAGCCUUUUCCUUUGUGCUUUUCAGCAAGCCCUUCACCUUACAAUAUCUGUGGUCUGGCCUCAUCGUUGUCCUGGGCAUAUAUCUCAAUGUCUACAGCAAGAGGAACAAGCUGACGUUGGCCGACAUCCGACAGAGACUAAAACAAUUUGGAGCCAAGGUUGCCCGCUCACCGAGUCGCAAAUUCCUCAUCGAAGUUUAGAACGAUACCAAAAA
Messenger RNA from Drosophila mauritiana, 1462 nucleotides. It is a transcript of the gene Papst2, whose product is annotated as adenosine 3'-phospho 5'-phosphosulfate transporter 2. The transcript is spliced from 3 exons. Gene Ontology annotation, cellular component: Golgi membrane; endoplasmic reticulum membrane. Gene Ontology annotation, biological process: transmembrane transport. NCBI's taxonomy places the organism in Eukaryota, Metazoa, Arthropoda, Insecta, Diptera, Drosophilidae. Gene Ontology annotation, molecular function: 3'-phosphoadenosine 5'-phosphosulfate transmembrane transporter activity. Bases 288 to 1448 code for a protein of 386 amino acids. The record is from RefSeq and is a predicted model, not a curated record.